AUGUCGCAUUGUUUCCCACCAUCAUCACCUGUUAUUGAUAUAUCGUCAGAAAGCCCACAGAAGGGACUGGGUGGAAUUAUUAAUUCCUCUAUAUUAACUCUAGGAAAGAAACGGUCUGACCAAGAAGUGGAAGAGUAUCCUACUCCGGAUCCUUCGUCGAGUAUCGGUAGACAAUCUUCGCCAGUGAAAGACGAAAAUUCGUGUUUAGAUGAUGCUAACUCCACCUAUAUGUUAUCAUCCCCUUUAAAGAAAGAAAAGGGACGCGCAAAACCUAUCAAGAUUGAAUUAGAUGCAUCAGAUCCCUCUCGUUUAGCUAUUGGUAGAAAGAAAGCAGUCUGCAACGUUAUUUUGCCUUGUAGAAAAAACAUCUCUAGACAACACGCUUUCAUUUCUUAUGUUGCCGAAAGAAAUGAAAUUAAAUUGGAAUGUAAUGGGACUAAUGGAUUAUCCGUCCACUUGCCUGGUUCCAUGCAACUACAUUUGAUAAAACCUUUCCCCACAAGAAACUUCUAUAAGCUAAUGACAGAAGAGUCCUUGGCUUCACAAAACGCUAACUUAUCACAUGCGAAGGCUCUUCAGAAGAACCAUAAUUUGAUUAGCUUCGCCUUGGCGAAAGGCGAAUCUGUGACCUUCCCAUAUAUCCAAGGAACUUUAGUAAAUUUUGUUGGGGCUACAGUCUGUCUCUCGUUGAAAGAAGUAGAACGUAGGUCUGAACACUGCAACAAUAAUUUUGAUGAAGAGAAUUCGACAGAAACAGAAGAUGAACUAUGCUUAUUAUUAACGAAGAAUGAUGAUUUUCCUUGGCAAGCGGAAACACCUUCGAUGAAACUUGUUCCGGUCGAGCAUUCGCCUCUCACGGAACAGAUCUCCAAGCGGCUACUUACUGCGUCUCCUAUUACUACUAUAAAAAGUUGCAUCAUUAGUCAUAGGACGACACCGCAAUCAUCUUUCGUUAUUAAUCAGCCUUCCACUCCAAAAAAACUAAAGCGCGAAUCAGUCCCAUUGAAAAACAAUGUUAUACAGGAGACGCCGCUUCCUAAAGAUAAAGUAAUUGGAUAUCCAAGUACUAGCAGUAGAAAUGAUAAUAUUAUUGAAAAGCAAACCUUUGAAGUAAUUACGGAAAAGACGAGGGUGCUAUCUUCAAUAAGCAUAGAUGAGUCUCCUCGUAAACGUCUAAAGACUUCAUCGAAUAGUAAUUCUAAAAUUUUCCAGUCUCUUGCAGAACGAGGAAUCAUAUGUGACGACUUAGUUCAUGUGUUGUGCAAUCAUCUUGCAUUUUCCAACCUUCAACAAACCCCCCUAUCCCAAUUACGAGACAUCAAUUCUAAUACUUCCCAAUUAAGCAGAGAUGAACUAGGGGAGGUAUUGGAAACUAUCCCCUGUAUUAGCAUUAUUGUACGUACAGGGAAGGAUGCAUCAGGCAAAGCAUUAGAAAAUGAGUAUUACUAUGACAUUGAAAAUGAUGACAACGAUGAGAGAAAGAUUUUGUAUAAUUUGCUGAAAGGCGGGAGUCGAUUAAGAUCCUGUAGGAAGGAACAUAAACAGUAUUUUUGGAAAAGGCCAACUAAAUGA
Messenger RNA from Saccharomyces mikatae IFO 1815, 1572 nucleotides. RefSeq names its product Plm2p (gene PLM2). The transcript has a single exon. The coding region runs from base 1 to 1572 and encodes 523 amino acids. Lineage: Eukaryota; Fungi; Ascomycota; Saccharomycetes; Saccharomycetales; Saccharomycetaceae. The record is from RefSeq and is a predicted model, not a curated record. Gene Ontology annotation, molecular function: protein binding.